AGCCUGCGCAGCCUCCACAGAGGAGUCUGCCUCACGCUCUCCCUUUGCCACCGGCAUUGAUGAGAUAUAAAGCUCUCUCCCGCAGCAACAUCUGGGUUUCUCUUUCUGUUUCCCUUUCACAACCCAAUAUCUCCCACAGGCGUCCUUACAUCGACCGUCACACAACUAAGGCCGGGCCAAUUUGUACUUGGUACCGCGUCACAUUUCUUUACACUUCAUCCCAUAGUCCGGCCCAGGUUUCGUCGGACUAGCAUCAUGGCGCCCGGAAUCCUCGCCGAGACUCCCUCGGUGGAUGAAACCGGCAACAGAUUGGAGGUUUUGACCAUCAACGGGAAGGCCGUUGACAAGCAAGUCAAACAGUCGGUGAAUGGUGAGAAGGCGGCAAAUGGCGAGGCACAAGUGACAGGUGACGAUACACCACGGAACGGAGCCUCUGCCGGGCCGGUUGGCGAGGGUGAAGCCGAGAGUAAAGACGCCACUAAGGCGGACUCCGAGAGCGAGUCCGAGGAUGAGACCAUGAAGUGUGAGAUUAAGCAUCUCGACAGGCGGUACAACGACGAGGAUGAGCUAUACUUCAGCGAGCGCAAGGCCGAGGCCGAGAAGCCAAAGCAGAAGGACUGGUGGAGAUUGUUUGCUUUCUGCAUGGUCCGAUGCUACAAUUCCGAGGAUGAGGUGGUGGGCACAAGUCUCUACGUCAACCCACAGCCGCUCCGGCAGCUCCUUUUCGAUGUCAUCGGGAACUUCCCGGGCAACCCCAUCGACGUGGACGAUGUCCAGAUCGAAGCCCCCUACCACUCCCUCUUCUACCACCGGAAGCAGCUGGAGACGGAGGGUUUCAAGCGCUUCGCUGAUGACCCGGAGUCGCUCGAGCACCUCAACCUGCUGCUGAAUUGGAUCAAGACCCACUUCGAGCUCGACAUCGCCGCGUACGAAAAGUGCACGACGCAGGGGCAGAAGGUGAUUGCCUACGACAGAUUGUGGACUCUCUUCCCUCCGGGAACCAUCACGUACUGCAAGCUGCUCUCGCAGAACCGUGCCUUCCGCAUCACCAACAACUGGUACGACCACAGCGAAGCCAGUCCCAGCCUGGCCCUCGCGGCCGACUUCUUCGACUUCGACGGUGACCGUCUGGGCACCCGGCACAUCGAGUUGGCCAUCCCCAAGUACCAAGGCACGAGGGAGCUGAGCGAGCUCGACGCGAUCCCGCUGGACCUGCUCGACGACGCCGCCGACGUGCGGGAGGAGCUCCUCUCGCGGGGCCGGCGCUUCGAGGCCUACAUUGGCCAGCACUUCCUGCACUACGACGGCAUCGCCAUCAAGAAGACACGCGAAGGCUACGCGCGCUUCACGGUCAACGGCCGCGUCAUGAUCGACUGCAAGACCUACCAUCGCCUGGAGCCCAACGACUCCUUCACCGUCGUGACCAGCGACGAGAAGACCAAGAUGGAGCGCAGCCGCAAGAGAGCCAUGGCGCAGGCGGCUGCGCAGCUCACAUUCGCCAAGGCCGACGGCACGCCCAAGUUCGACCCGAUGUCGGACGAAGACGCCAUGUUGACCAACGCCACCGUCCGCGGCUACUCGUUCACGGCAAAGCGCUUCCUGGAGUUUUUCAUCGAGGACCUGUCCGAGAUUCAGUGGAAUACGAAGUGCUUUGACGACCUGGUGCUUGACCCGUCCAUCAAGAAGACGGUGCAGGCGCUGGUGUCGACGCAUUCGCAGACGCGCGAGAGCUUCGACGACAUCGUCAAGGGCAAGGGCAUGGGCCUUGUCUGCGUGCUCCACGGGCCGCCGGGCGUGGGCAAGACCCUGACUGCUGAGUGUGUCGCCGAGUUUGUCAAGCGGCCGCUCUACAUGGUGUCUUCCGGAGAUCUCGGCACCUGCAGCGCGGACCUAGACCGGGCGCUGACCAGGAUCAUGGACAUGACGGCCACGUGGCGCGCGGUGCUGUUGAUCGACGAGGCCGACGUGUUCCUCGAGCGACGGUCGCUGCACGACAUGCACCGCAACGCCAUGGUGUCGGUCUUCCUGCGCGUGCUCGAGUACUACUCGGGCAUCCUGUUCCUGACGACCAACCGCGUCACCACCUUCGACGACGCCUUCAAGUCGCGCAUCCACAUCCCCAUCCGCUACACCGACCUGACGGUCGACUCGCGCAAGCAGAUCUGGCGCAACUUCUGCCGCAUGGUCCCCGGCGGCGUCGACAUCGACGAGAAGGGGCUGGCCACGCUGGCCGAGAACGACCUGAACGGCCGCCAGAUCAAGAACGCCAUCAAGGCCGCCGAGAGCCUGGCCGCGUUUGACGGCGCCAGGCUGGAUCUGAAGCAGCUGCUGCAGAUCACCAAGAUCCAGGCCAUGUUUGAGAGCGAUCUGACCAGCUUGAGCGGCGUCGAUUACACCGCGCCCGGCGAGAGGAAGAAGGAUGCGGAUAGCCGGAAUAUGUUCUUGUGAAUUAGUAUGACUGGAUUUGUCUUCCAUUGGUUUUCCUUUCAUCCAUGAUUUAUAUUUGUUUCGGUACGUAGCUCAUACUCCGAGGUGAGGGGUUGGUACUUGGUACAUGCACGA
This is a messenger RNA of Chaetomium strumarium, 2562 nucleotides long. RefSeq names its product P-loop containing nucleoside triphosphate hydrolase protein. Gene Ontology annotation, molecular function: ATP binding; ATP hydrolysis activity. The transcript is spliced from 2 exons. The record is from RefSeq and is a predicted model, not a curated record. Bases 256 to 2448 code for a protein of 730 amino acids. Lineage: Eukaryota; Fungi; Ascomycota; Sordariomycetes; Sordariales; Chaetomiaceae.